This is a messenger RNA of Symsagittifera roscoffensis, 4209 nucleotides long. RefSeq lists its product as uncharacterized. NCBI's taxonomy places the organism in Eukaryota, Metazoa, Xenacoelomorpha, Acoela, Convolutidae. Gene Ontology annotation, molecular function: hydrolase activity, acting on glycosyl bonds; protein binding. The record is from RefSeq and is a predicted model, not a curated record.
UUUUAACUGAUUUAAUUUUACUUGAUUGUCUAGUUUAAACUAAGACCUUCCAAAUUUUCGAUAUAGGUUUUUAAAGUUCACGAUCCAGUUGGCCUUUAGAGUACCUGAUAAUUUUUUUUUCUAAAUUUCAGUACUACUGCUAACCAAAGUUUCAUUAUUUUUCUGAGCAGCUCCUACGAUGAUUCGACAUGCCUAGUGACGAGGUUGCACGGGACGUAGCGCGCAAAUUGCGCUAUUAUAUGCAAGUAGAAAGACUGGAAGAAGGAUUUGAUUUGACCGGACCUGAAAUUCCGAGGAGACAUUACGAGACCAAACGCAGACCUCCUGUGUACAGCGGAGCAACUUUGCAUGAUAAGUCCCUUAAAGCAUACUUUCGUGAUGACUCCAUUAAGCACUUUCUACGAGACCUGUCUCCAAAUCAUCCUGCUGCAAAAGAAAAGAAGUCCUCGAGCAGAACAAAAGCCCAUGUUAACGAACUGCAAUACCACAUGGCCCAAGCGGAGUUCAGAGAACCAUUCGAUCGUGUCGCCAGUGGUCAACGAUCGCCAAAUAAAGCUUACAAACUGAAUGUUAAACGACCGCGACCACAAUCGGCUUUUCCUAGUGGCAUCACCACGUUGCGCAGAACAACGCCAGUGUCAGUUUCGCCUCUUGAAGCCCAUAGGCUAGUGAAUACAGCAGCAAAAUUACUAGUUGCCAGCGAAACAGUCGCUGUCAAAUCAGGAGCUUUACAAAGGUCAUCUUCUGCUAUGAAAAGAAAAGAGGACCAGAAGAAUCUCCGCUUACCAGAAGUUGCAGCAAAGCGCAGACGUUCAAAGAGACUCCAAAAGAGGAACUCCGCGGCAAAAAACAAACUUGCAGGCAAUAAAUUGGAUAUCAAAGAAGAUGAGUCGGAAUAUGUUAAGCCCUUGACAGUUGAAGACAUUGAAAUCCAGGCUGUUCACGAGGAUUCCGUGAAGAUUGAACAAGAAUACAAACUGUAUGUCUACACGGGUAGCAAAAGAGGUCUCGCUCCUGAUGUAUCGGUGAAACUUAAGUUGCACGGAAAACAAAUGGAAAGCAGCUGGAUCAAAUUGACCGAUUCUCUAUCAAAUAAGGUCAAAUUCAGGAUUAAUCAAAAAGAUGUGUUUUCAAUGAAUACAGAAGAUCUCGGAGAUUUGACGGCUAUCUCAGUUGCGCACAACAAAGCCGCGCCUGGGUGCAAUUGGCUGCUGAACAAAAUAGAAGUUGAAGACACCAGACGGGGCAAGUUGUACGUGUUCAACUACAAUGACUUUGUGCCUCACGGAAAGACUAGUGCGAUCGGAAUGCGGAGGAUUGACGUCAGUUCCGUCAAAAAUAUUGGAAACAUCUCUACUCGCUCUACCGAAGGUCCUUCUCUGAGGAGUCUCGAGGAGCAGGCCAGUGACAAAUCUUUAUCCAGUAUUUCCAGUGCACAUCCAGUUCCGAAGAAGUACGAAGAGAAGGCCGCUGUCAAAUCUUCAUCCAGCAUUUCCCCUGAACCUCCCAUUCCUAAGAAAGAAGAGGUUCCCAAAAAGACGCCGCCUCCUGCUCGCAAGCGCACCCCUACUCCCAGUUUAAGUAGCAGUGUCAGUUCCAGCAGGAGAAGCAGUCAGGAACGGGUUUCGGAAGUUUCGGAAGAGGCGGAGGCUGAUAAAAGUCAGAGCAGCGAGAGUGAGAGCGAGGCAUCCUCUUCCAAGUCCGACACCAAGUCAGACGACGCUACCGAAAAGGAAAAAGAUGACUCAGUUCCUCUAGUUGUUGAAACAGUAGAAGACAAUGAUAUCUUCGCGGAGCAGACUCCGGUCACACCAACAGACAAAAUUGAGUUCGGAGAAAUGGAAGAAAAAGAAAAGACCCGGAAGCCGGUGCCAGAUGAGCGAUUCGUUGAACCCAUAGCAGAUGUUCAUUCGGAGCCUGACGAAGUUGAGUUCAAAUCGGUAGCCGAAGAAGAGGCUAAAGUUGAAGAAGGGCAAGAACAGAUCAAAGAACCGGAGCCGCCAAAAGGUCUGGAACCUGAGGUUGUAGUUCCGGAACCUGAACCUGAGCCGGAACCAGUGGUCGUUGAGGUAACCGGCGAGGAGGCCAAGCAAGAUACUCAUAGAUCUUCCAUGAGUUCGGAAGAAGGUUUUCUGGAGGAAUUAAAUUUGAUCAAGAAUUCUAGUUUUUCCGACCAGGAUAAACAACCGGACCACUGGAUGCAGUUUGGUGGUUGUACCCUAAAGUGUGUGGACUGUACCAUUCCCUUCAGUGACAACAGAUACGCCUGUCUCGUCUACAACAGAAGUGCCCACUUUGCAGGAGUCACCCAGAACAUCCGUGACACAGUCAUCGAUGCCUUCAACACAACAGGCGGCAGGUACAAAAUUACAGCACAAGUCAAGCUCGCUGAUAGCGUCGCAUCUUACGCACAUGACAAAAUAACCUGCACUCUACACUACAAACUGCAAACAGACACUCGAUUCCAAUCGAUGAAGGUCACUGAAGUUGGUCACGUGAAGUCCACUACCUGGUCAUACAUUGUGGGGUGGGUGGAGUUGAACUUGAUUCAGAAGAAUGGGACUAAUUUUUUUGCUGUGCGGCUGUGUUUUGACGGACCAGAGGGAGACAAGGACUUUUUAGUGAGUAAUGUGGUCCUGACUCAGGAGUACGCAGAGGAUGAGACAAGGAAAAACAACGUCAUCAGAAACGGAUCCUUCAACGACUUCGUACUAACCCCUCAAAACUGGAAAGGGGUGGGACAAGCUCAGAUAGCUCUUUCCAACUCACUCUAUCGGGGGUCCAAGCAGGGCUGCAUGACUGUAGAACGCCCCUUCGCCUACAGUGGACUAGCCCAGAGUAUCCUUGACAUCGUGGAACCAGGGAGACAUUAUUCGUUCACUGCUUAUGUCCGGAUAGUGGCCGGGGAGAGGGAGGGGGAGGAGAAAGGAAAUCAUUGUGUGAAGUGGAUCCUAAAAUACAACUGCGGGGACUCCAAAGGGGAUAUUGCUUAUGAAAUUGCGAGAGCCGAGAAAGUGGAUAGCUCUAAGUGGACCAAAAUUAACGGAGAACUGAACAUGACUGAGCUGAAAACAUCCACUGGUCGGCCAGUACUAGCAGCUACCAGUCACAAAUCAAACAGGAAUGUCGACAGCAAACCACGGGACCAAUUUGGACAGCCGUUAGAGUAUUGCACCUUCCAUUUUGAGACGACACUCGGCAUUAAUUUGUGUGUCGCUGGUCCUCGCAUGAUUGACGGAGGCAAGAUUAUGAAGCCAACUAUUGAGCAACAAACCGCUGAGCCGCUGAGUGGUAAGUCGUCUCCGAGUAGCAGUGAUGACGAGGGUGACGAGAAGAAGGACUCGGAGAAGGAGAGUCCUGUGGUCUCUGCCCCAUCACCGAAACCAGAAAUGGAGCCCAUUAUUGAUACCACUUCUAUGAAACAGAGAGAACAAGAACAGCAGUUGAAGAAUCUGCACCAGGCCAUCGAGAAGGGGGAGAGAGACCAAGUGAUCUCUUUACUCAAAGCAGACCCAGAACUCAUCGGUCUGGCAGAGCCAAGCAUGCAGUUCACCGCCGCCCAUCAGGCUGCCAUCCACCAGAGGCCAGAUAUGCUCAAGCUCCUCUAUGACGCUGGAGCUGACUUCAACGCGGUGUCGCGUGCGGGCUUCAUGCCCAUCCACUACGCCGCCUGGAACAACGACGUCCAGUGCCUCGAGCACCUCCGGCUCACCGGGGCCUCCCUCAACGAACUCACUGUAGAUAGACAUACACCAUUACACAUCGCCGCCAUGCGUGGCAACAAAGAAGCCGUCAAAUGGCUCAUGAUUAAAGGAUGCGUGCUGAACUACCGCGAUAGUCUGGACCGAACCCCUGCCGACGUUGCCUCUCUGAACGACCACGACACUAUCUCGAUUUUAAUUGCCAAAUGCGUGAAUAGACUGAAACAGAGCCAGGACAUAGUUGAAAUAAUUACAGAUACAGAUUUAUCCGCAGCUGUGAGUCCCAUGUCCAGUUUAACAGCCAACGGACCAGAGAUUCUGGACAGUUUGACCCAUCAGGUUAAGAGUAAUCAAGGCGAUAUAGGUGACCUCCACGGGGCUAUUGCACGCAAUGAUGAAAAUGAAGUGAGGAGCAUUUUGAAGGGAAAACCGCAUUUGGUCAAUCUUCCGAACAACAAGGGCGAGACGGCCAUCCAUGUGGCUACUAUCAACAAGAGGCCCAACAUAA